This is a messenger RNA of Argiope bruennichi, 1269 nucleotides long. RefSeq lists its product as uncharacterized. Bases 1 to 993 code for a protein of 330 amino acids. NCBI's taxonomy places the organism in Eukaryota, Metazoa, Arthropoda, Arachnida, Araneae, Araneidae. The transcript has 2 exons. The record is from RefSeq and is a predicted model, not a curated record.
AUGGCUGAACGAAGCAUCCGAAGAAGGCAUUUAUCAAAGAAUCAGAAAGAUUUUUUGAAAAAAACUCUAUUUCGUCUUCUUGCGGCUCUAUCUGAGGAAGUAGAGGAAGAAAUGAAAGCCACAAAACGUACUUGGGUUAAAAAAUGGAUUAGAAGAAGAGAUGAACUCGGCACUUCUAAUCUUCUUUUAAAAGAGUUAGCUGCCGAGGAUCCAAAAGAGUACCGGGUUUUUUUAAGACUAACUCCGGAGAUGUUAAACAAUUUGCUAUGCCGAAUUUCAGAUACAAUUCAAAGGCAGAACACAAUAAUGAGAGACAAUUUAUCUGCAAAAAUUAAACUGGAAUUAACGCUGACCUUUUUAGCCAGUGGAUGCAGUUAUAGAACGCUGAGCCAUCUCUUCCGUGUGCCUAAGAGCACUAUCAGUUCUACUAUUCCAGAAGUUUUGGAUGCUAUUUGUGAAAGCUUGAAGGAAUUCAUAAGGGUCCCCUCUACUACAGAAGAAUGGGCUGCUAUUACGCAAGGUUUUUUGAACUCGUGGAAUUUCCCAAAUUGUCAUGGGGCACUUGAUGGAAAACAUGUCCUGAUACAGGCACCUCCUAAUUGUGGCUCACAAUUUUUCAACUACAAAGGAUUCCACAGUAUAAUUCUACUAGCAUUAGCUAGUUGGGAUUACACGUUUCUGUAUAUUGAUGUUGGAUGCAAUGGAAUAGUUUCCGAUGGAGGAGUAUUACAGAACAGUGCGCUCUACGAAAAAUUAGAACGAUACACUUUAUUUGGUACAGAUGGAUGCAUUAUUGGGGAUGAUGCGUUUCCCUUGAAACCAUAUUUGAUGAAGCCAUUCAAAAUUCAUCCAUUGACUACCGAGAAAAAGAUAUUCAACUACCGUCUAAGUAGAGCUAGACGAGUUGUAGAAAAUGCUUUCGGUAUGCUAGCAGAUUUAGAAUCUUCACAAGAAAAAUUGAAUGCCAGUUAUUUACAACUGACAAAAUUGUGAAAGCAUCUUGUGCUUUGCACAACUGGCUCAUCAAAACAUCUGCAUCAUCUUAUCUAUCUCGGGGGUCUUUGGGUGAAGAAAAUAUUGAAACAGGUGAGAUUAUUCCUGGUCAGUGGAGAUCAGAAAUAACCGAAUUAUUCAACAUUCAGAGUAUUUAUGGCCGAAACUGCAAAUCAUCAAAACUUGCCAAAUUGUACAGGAAUAAUCAUGCCAAAUAUUUCAGUAAUGAAGGAGCUGUGCGAUGGCAAAAUGGUAAAGUGUAAUAAAUUGUCAAAA